GGUGAAGAGAAGCAGCGCAGCAGCCUACGGCAGAGCGCGUCGAUGGGCGAUGGGUGCACAGCGCCUCCAGCGGGAGGCGCCCGUGGCGCGGCAACCUACAGCAGCAUGGCUGAGGGGGACACGGCAGCCGCCGGGUUGACGGCGGCAGACACCACGAAUUUGACCGAAUCAUCGCCAGUUGCGAGUCGCAUGAACUCCUUCCUGCAGAUGCUUCCUACCCGUAUCCACUCGGUAACGCUGAAGCUCCGCAAUCAGCUGCACAUGCAGCAGCCGCAGCCCCUCAGGCCGACGCCAUCACCCUGCCCACCCGGCGGGCAGCGGGUCCGGCCCAGCGGCGGCAUGCUGUCUCGCUGCAGUUCGAACGGCUCCGAUGUAUGGAAUUUGCCGGGGGCGCCGUCCGCACCAGCGGUGGCGGCGCCGCACCAUGCGUCACGCCCGUGUAUCCCGCCGUGGCGGGCGCUUCAUUGCACGAGGAUGCCACGCACCUGAGGGGCGACGGGCCCGUGGACCUUCGCAGCCUUGCGAAAGCUUCGUCCCAGGGCAGCCUUACCCAACUCAUCAGCAGCAGCGGGGCCACAGCAGUCCGGCGCGGCCCCUGCUCUGCUGCGGAGCCUCGAAGCGUCAUGGAGACGCUUGUGGAGGAAGCUACGCAGCAGCUCACAGCGCUGAUGUCAAAUGCCCCGCUGCCUAAUAUUGCCGCUGGUGACCGCGCUGCUGGCGGAAGUGCCACGAUGGAAGGUAGCGGCCUGGUGCUGGACGACGGCAACGCUGUCAUCACUGCAGGCAACCACCCAGCAGUUUCCAACAGCAGCAGUCAGGACGGAUACCGGCGGCUUGCUGAGGAUGCGGCAGCGGCGCGUUUGGCAGCCAACCGGAGGGAAACGCGUGAAGCCGCGGCGCUUGGCAUCAUCAUAGGAACGGAGCCCCGCACGCCGCUGCUGCCGCACGCCGAUGACUACUUGGAUUGGUCCCUGGCUUACAACGCGCAGCUGUCCAACCAGGUAGAGUACAGUGCCGAACGUGCUCACCUGACCACGAUCGCCUCGGUCGCGGGAGCGCCGAAGACUGCGCCGCCGCUGCUUGGCGUGCCGGUCCCCGGGUCACUGCUGGAGCUGCUGCGGCGCGUGUUCGUGCCACUGCCGCCUGGCGUGUCUCCAAGACAGGACCAGCAGCAGCAGCUGGCGCUAGGUGUGGCGCCGAGUGAGACGCAGCUUGUGUUUGCUGGGCUGCGCGUGCGCGUGGGCCUGCACUGCGGCGUCACGGACGCGCGCGACAUCCAGUACAACGCCGCCACCGCGCGCAUGACGUUCGGCGGCGAGGGGCUGCGCAUCGCCAAGGCCGUGUGCGACUGCGCCAGCGGCGGGCAGGUGGUCAUGAGCGGGGAGGUGCUGCUCAGGCUGCAGGCGACCCCAACCGCGUCCGGUGGGAUGCUUAUCCCACAUCAGGGACAGACCCGCGUGUUGGACCUGGGCGACCACCAACUCCUGGAGGCGGUGGCGGCGGCGGCUGCCACGGGGGCAACCGCCGCCCGCCAUGGCCAGCCGGCAACGCGCGGCGGCGGUCAGGACGAGGCUGUUCCGGUGUCUCGACAUCUGCUCAGCAUCAUGCACGCGACGCUGCUGGGCCGACUGUCUCUGAUGCCGCCCGUGCGGUCGGCCAUCCACCAGUACACGCCCGGCUUCAUGGACGCCCCUGUUGGAGAGUCCGUGACGGUCGUGGUGUUCAGGGUUGCGCAAGCCUCAGCGCUGCUGGCAUGGAAUGCCCAGGCUGCCGCAGAUGCCCUGACGCUGAUAGAGAUAUACUUGCGUGCCUCCUUGGGGCCGCUUGUGGCAGAUGUCUUGGAGCCGGAGGAGAGGCGAGUGAGUGCCGGCGGGGCCAUGCAGGAGCCGCUCGCCUGCUACCUGGCCGCCGCGCCGCCCGGCAGCCCCUUCGGCACCUUUGUCGCGGGCUUCAGCCAGCCCGCGGCGGCGGCGCGCUGGGCGCUGACCGCCGUCGCCCGUACGGCGGAGCUGCCCUGGCCCGCAGAGCUGCUGGAUUCGCAGUGGGGCCGGCCGCUGGACAAGGUCACGCGCGCAGAGGCGGAGGCAGUGACGGGCGCAGACGCGACCGCCUCGGGGGCAGCUACACCGCUCAAGUUUGUCCGGCGGCGUGCCAGCCGCCACCUGGGGGCCGGUGCCAGUGGCGGAAGCGGAGGCGGUGCAAACAGCAGCUCGCGGCAUAGGCUACCGAACGUCGCUGGCGCUACCGGCGUGCGGAGCGUGCCGACCUCGCCCCUGUUUGGGUCGAUGCCGCGGCCACCUGCUGCCGACACAGCUGGUCCCUCCGGCAGCACGCCGCCUGGGUCCAGGGCGGGCGGAGGUGGCAGCAGCUGCGAUGGCGGCACACCGGCGGGGACCGCUGCGGGGUCGAGCUUCCGCAGCAACCGCAGCGGGCCCCUGUUUGAGCGUGUGCUUCAGCGCUCCAGCUCAUCGCGCAUGACGCCUUCGCUGGCAACCGGCGGCCAUCACUCGGACCACCGGGGCACCAGCGCUGCCGGCACCCCCUUGCCUGCAGCCUUGGGGAGCGGCGGCGGUGGCGGUGGGCUCAGCACCGGCCGCAAUGCCCGCGCGAGAUCGGCCUUUGGCGGCACACAGUCCGACAGCCCCUCCUCAGAGGCUAUGGUUUCGGCAGCCCGCGCAUCCUACAGCAAGUCUGAUGUUGGCGGGCUGCAACGACAGCUGGGGAUUCAAGGACAACCAUCACGAAUCUUUGAGGGCGGCGAGUCGGCGGUCGAGCUCAUUCCCCUGGAGACGAUGGAGUCCGAAGACGACUUCGAAGCCGCGGACGAGCCCAGUGGGCUUCACCAACGUCAUCCGGGCGGCUGCUUCAGCACCAUGCUCAAGACUGAGCCGUGGACGUCCGCACCUCCACCGUCCAAUGAGGACAGUGGCAGAGGGCCCACUUUAACCCAGCUGAUGCCGCAGCGGCGCUCGGGGCAGUACGGAGCAGCUGGUGGUGCCCGGGCCGUGACGGGCCGCAGUGCAACGGCCGGCGGGGGCAAGGGCAGCAUUGCACCACACGUGGCGGGCUUGAUGCACGCGCGCCUGUCAGCCCCGCAGCCCGUCGUCCUACCACAAGGGUAUGGUGCAGCAGCUGGCCGGUCUUCUGCCCGGUCUCGAACUGGCGCCGGAGAUGCCUUGCUGUUUCCACUGGCCCCGGCGGCUGCCUUCAUUGCCAGGAACGUGAGCAGUGCCCACAGCACCGGCACCCCGAGCGGCUUCCCCCAGCAACCAUCCAGGCUCGCUCCAAACGCGUUGCAGUAUCCAACGCCUGGCGCUUCGGCCGCAUCCGCCGCGUCAGGCGCCUAUGUGUUUGCACCUGCGCCAUCCACGGUGCGGGCGGGCUCAGCAUCCACGGCCACAGCAACCGCGUUAGCAUGUAGCAGCACCGCCGUUGCAGCUGCAAGCGCCUUCGCUUCAGCAGCAGGCCCGGCUGUGCUGGCCCUAGCGGGGAGCAUUCCCGAAGACGAGACUACUCACCAUUCCCUGGACCAGCUGCAGGAGCGGCUGAGCACGCAGCAGCGGUCGGUGCCCAUUGGGCUGAUUGCUGCGGCAGCGCUCUCGGCCUUGACGGGAGCCCAGCAGCCGCCGCUUCAUGAAGUGAUGACGGCAGCUGCAGCAGCUGUACGCCAGCCGUUCCCCGCCCGCGCCUCGAUGGCGUCACCUGUUCACGCGGAGAUCACGCCUGCAGAAGCGGAUGAGGACAGCGGAGGGGCUGCUGCUGCCAGUACCGUUGGCCGCCUGUCUGACGCCGUGUCGUGCCCUGUGGCGGCGUUGACACAGCAGCGCGAGGCCAGCGGCGCCCUGGAAUCCAUGUACAGCGGCACGAGCGGCUUCAGCAGGCUGGGUACGAUGGGCCGGCGGCUGGAUGACGUCAUGCCCUCGCCGGAAGCGUCUGGUAUGCUUCGUAGCUUUGCCAUGGAGGCCGCCAGGGCCAUUCAAGAGGGUGCGGUAGACGACCCUCGCUUGGAGGCGGCAGCAGGGGGGCGGCGGGGGCAGCAGCUGCCACAGGAGGAGCAACAGCAGCAGCAGCAGCAGCGGCACACAAGGCCGCGCACGGACUAUGACAUUCCACGGCGCGCCAGCCUGCUGCAGCUGCGGCCGGCGGGUCCGCACGCAAGCGACCGGCGGCCGCCAGUAGGCAGCGGGCGCGGCAGCGGCGCUCACGAUAGCAAGUCCACGGUGCGCCGCCUUCACGCGCGCAUGCUGCGGACCCUGGCAACCUCCUUCAGCGAUGCUGGCCUACGGCGCAAGAUUGCCGCAUCGAAGAGUGAGAUAGCGGUCGGGGCCGGCAGCUCCGAAGCCGGUGCAGCCUUCGCCUCGGGUGUGGCUGCUGACUCCACAGGCGGCAGCAGCAGCCGCGCGAGCGGCAAGCGGCUUUCCGCGUCAACGGUGACGCAUGUGGCUCGGCUGGCCUCGCCGGCCUACAGCACCAGCAACGGCGGAAGGGCUGGGCACGAGCCCACCUCUCCGCUUAUGUCCACCGCAGGGACGGCUGGGUUGGACGCGCGCCACUUUGGCACGCCGUCACAGCAGGGGCACGGAUCCUCAGGAGCGAACUCGGGAUUUAGAGCUCUGCAAGUGCUGGUAGGAAACCGGCGGGCGCCACAGACUGGGGGCCGGGAGCUCUCUGCUCCAGGCCUCGAUGCACACGGCCGCGGCGUGCUGUCGACACCAGCUACUGCGCCGUCCGCAGCCGCAGACGUGGUGGCAGCGGCGGCGGCUCGCGCGGAAGAGGACGCGGAGGUGGUUAGCUUUCGCGGCCUACGCGUGCGGCUGGGGAUGGCGGUCGGUCCGGUGGCUGUGCAGCUGUGCCCGCUGACCGGGCGCGUGGUGUACAGCGGAAAGACUGUCAGUGCAGCCGCGAGCGUGGCUGCCCCUGCACGCCUGGGGACCAUGUACGUCACACAAGAGGCCGCAGAGGCCUUAUCCCAGGGCGGCGCGCGCCUUGUGAAGUUGCCAGAGCCGGAGGAACGCCCACGGCAGUCAAAAUCGCUCCUGCUUCUGCCCGUCAGCGUGGGCGGCUCGCUAGCGGUUGACCAAAAGCCAAGCGGCACACGGCGGCGGGCUAGUGCCUUGUCGUUUCUGCUAGGGGUAAGGCCCAGCGUCCCUGCCGGCCUUCCGCUCAGGCUGGCCGGUGGGGCAUCGAUGCCAAUGGCGGCAGGCGCCAGCCAGCAGAGCAACAGCGGGGCGGGUCAGCACCUUCUGCGCCUGCAGACACACAACACCACAGAGAUAGAGCAGGUCUUGCUGGAUGCUGUGGCCAAUAACACGCAGCAGCGGCAGCAGCAGCAGCAGCAGCAGCAACAGCAAGAGCAACGGCAACAGGGGCGUGGGAACGUGUCGAGGACAAACUAUCUUCAGCAGCCAGCAGAGGGCCUUACAUCAGCACAACAGCCCACAUACAAUAGCGCCUCGACCACAGCAAACCUCGUUCCAGCGUUGACAGAGCCCGUAAGCCAUGCUGAGGAUCCUACCAUUCAGCACAGCUCGUGGCUUGUGCCGUCGAUCCACAGAUUGUCUGCACACAGAUUACCACGGCAGGGGCUCAUGGCCCUUUGUUUAGGUGUCGGAUAGCAGGUGUCCCCUAACAUGCUAAUUUGAAGGCAUGUACUGGUAUGGCAUGCAAUGUGGGUGCAUUCUUCCAGAAGGUUCCUUUUGUUUGCACACACUAUGCCUCCAUUGUGGGUGGUGAGGGCUGCAUGUGCUCCCAUACAUGCACAGCUGCAAUGAAGCACUUGUUAUGGACCAACUACUGCACACUUUGACUUCAUAUAACGUUCUGUGAUUCUUUUCUUCAGAAUGCUAGGUGUUCGUGUUGGGACAGAGGUGGCAGGGCCAUUCGGCGCGUCCGUCUCGCAUGGUGUGCCCAUGUGCUGUCGGGAACGCCACAUAUCAUAGGGGCAGGCUUGGUGCAUGCGAAGCGAGGAAACAGGCGUGGUGGUUGGUAAGGAUAGCAAUGCCACGGUUGCCGGUAUGGCAGUACUUACCUAGGUGUGCCGUGCAUAGUCAACAGGAUGCGUCACAUGAGUAUUUGAGAACCGCAAGGCUGGCAUCUGAAUAAUGCAGGAGACCUGCGUGCAGGGGCCGUAUCUUGUUUUCGGGGUAAUGUAUAGCUCCAAACAAAAACGGUCGGGUGGCCGCCGUCAUUCAUUUGGGCACAUGGCGGUUUGGGGGCUUCUUCAUAGGAAUUCGGACAAUACCUGCCUCAAACCCGGGCCAACAAAGUCUCGCCCCAGACAUUAGCCCCCGGGAGGAAUGCCGAGGAAACGGCCACAAUGGCCGAUGUAUGUCUGGAGGCAUUAAGAUGGGAGCCCUGGCUGCUGCGUGAAUGCGUGUGGGUAGGUAGCACCUUGGUAGCCAGGGCUUAAAAUGUGAAUGAUCUACUGUCUAAAGCUGAUACCAUUACAAUUGUCGUAUAGCAGCUUGCAAGUUAUUUGACAUGGUCAGGUUGCGACAUGUGGACUUGUGAAUUGCGACAUACGACAUUGCGACAUAACCCACAUACCGCCCAAACGCAUCCAAACCCACCAAACAUAUUGUGCAUGCAUUCAAUAUGCCUCUGGUAAGCGUGGAAUGCCGUGGCACACAACAAAACGUGUCACGGUUGCCACGGUGGUGGUGGCGUGGCGCAGGGUGCGGCCAGUGGGAGGAGCUUGUGGCUAUGCUAGCGCAAUGCACCGCCGCAAAGCUGGGAGAUGUUACUUGAAUGAGCUCUAGGACGCGUAGCUAUGCAAAUAUGGGCGAGUCUUGGUAUGUGGGUAUGUCGUAUGUCGCAAUUCACAUGUCGCAACCUGGCCAACGAAGUGCUUGCGAGUGAAUGCGAAUGCAAGACGCCGUCGCGAGCUCCAGGCUAGCAAUAAACAUCACGAAAGAAGUUAGUGUCAGCGGCAAUGCGGUUACUUGUUACCUUCGAGACGAGACACCGGUGCGCGCUCCACGCUGCUCCGCAUUCGGCACGCCAAACGGAGUCCGAGUGUC
Molecule: messenger RNA, 7019 nt
Organism: Chlamydomonas reinhardtii
Lineage: Eukaryota; Viridiplantae; Chlorophyta; Chlorophyceae; Chlamydomonadales; Chlamydomonadaceae
Exons: 4
Coding region: 375-5615 (1746 amino acids)
Source: RefSeq, a predicted model, not a curated record